This is a messenger RNA of Silurus meridionalis, 4292 nucleotides long. It is a transcript of the gene xpr1b, whose product is annotated as xenotropic and polytropic retrovirus receptor 1b. Gene Ontology annotation, biological process: phosphate ion transport; cellular response to phosphate starvation. The record is from RefSeq and is a predicted model, not a curated record. The transcript has 15 exons. Gene Ontology annotation, molecular function: inositol hexakisphosphate binding. Gene Ontology annotation, cellular component: cytoplasm; Golgi apparatus; plasma membrane. Bases 390 to 2480 code for a protein of 696 amino acids. Lineage: Eukaryota; Metazoa; Chordata; Actinopteri; Siluriformes; Siluridae.
UGCCUGCUACCGGGGCUUUUUUUUCCGGACGGAAAACAUCCAGGGCUUGUCAGAGUGCAGCGGCUCUGUGACGGAGAGCAGCUCCUGGGAGAGGAGACUGAGCUCAACGUGUUCUUACAUUACACUUCAAAAGGGCGACAUUUAGGAAGUUAUUCGUUAUUUCCUUUUUGAUUUUAUUUUUCUUAGUAGUAAUAUCGUUUUUUAAAAAUCGAAAGUGUCGCGUCGUGCGGAACGGGGGACUGGAGCGCGACCAACAGCCGUAGCUGCUUUUUUUUUUUAAUGAUUAUUAAUAUUCGCAUUUCUUUCAUUUGUUUUUCUUCACCCUAAAAACCACCGCCGAUGGUUUCACACAGCGAGUUGGAGAAGGAGCGCGUCGAUCAAUCGCAAGGAUGAAAUUCACCGAGCAUUUGGCGGCUCACAUCACCCCGGAGUGGAGGAAGCAGUACAUCCAGUAUGAGGCUUUUAAGGAGAUGCUGUACUCCGCCCAGGACCAGGCUCCGUCGAUCGAGGUCACGGACGAAGACACGGUUAAGAGGUACUACGCCAAGUUUGAGGAGAAGUUCUUCCAAACAUGCGAGAAGGAGCUGGCCAAAAUCAACACGUUUUAUUCAGAGAAACUGGCCGAGGCCCAGCGGCGCUUCGCCACGCUGCAGAACGAGCUCCAGUCCUCGCUGGACGCCCAGCGCGAAAGCAGCCGAGCCCCGGGGCUGCGUCCUCGCCGGCGCGCCGUCUUCCACCUGUCCCAGCAGGAGCGCUGCAAACACCGCAACAUCAAGGACCUGCAGCUGGCCUUCAGCGAGUUCUACCUCAGCCUCAUCCUGCUGCAGAACUACCAGAACCUGAACUUCACCGGUUUCAGGAAGAUCCUGAAGAAGCAUGAUAAGAUCUUCGAGACGGCGCGAGGGGCCGACUGGCGGGUGUUCCACGUCGAAGUGGCGCCUUUCUACACCUGCAAAAAGAUCACUCAGCUCAUUUCUGAGACCGAGACCCUGGUUACCACCGAACUGGAAGGUGGCGAUAGACAGAAAGCAAUGAAGAGGCUUCGGGUGCCUCCUUUAGGUGCAGCCCAGCCUGCGCCGGCAUGGACCACUUUCAGAGUCGGACUUUACUGUGGAGUCUUUAUCGUAUUAAUGGUCACCAUCAGCAUCACCGGCAUAGCGAAAACGCUGAACUCUUCCCACGACCCCUCGGAGACUGUGUGGCCGCUGGUGCGGAUCUACCGCGGCGGCUUCCUGCUCAUCGAGUUCCUCUUCCUGUUGGGCAUCAACACGUACGGCUGGAGGCAGGCGGGCGUCAACCACGUGCUCAUCUUCGAGCUCAACCCGCGCAACAACCUCUCGCACCAGCACCUGUUUGAGAUCGCAGGUUUCCUGGGUAUGCUGUGGUGCGUCAGCAUUUUGUCCUGCCUCUUCUCGGAUUCUUUAAGGAUCCCGGUUCACGCUUGUCCUCUGGCCCUCUACGGCUUCUUCCUGCUUUUCCUGAUCAACCCCUUCAAGACGUGCUACUACAAAUCCCGCUUCUGGCUCCUCAAGCUGCUGUUCCGAGUGGUCACGGCGCCGUUCCACAGAGUGGGCUUUGCCGAUUUCUGGCUGGCCGAUCAGCUCAACUCUCUGUCCGUGGUCCUCAUGGAUCUGGAGUACCUGAUCUGCUUCUACAGUGUGGAGAUGGACUGGGUUUCAACCAACAUUGGCCCCAUUGUGACAGGUGGUCCAUGCAACACUUACUCGUACGGCGUGCGGGCGGUCAUCCAGUGCCUGCCCGCCUGGUUCCGCUUUGUGCAGUGCCUCAGGCGUUACCGGGACACGAAGCGCGCCUUUCCUCACCUAGUCAACGCCGGCAAAUACUCCACCACCUUCUUUGUUGUUACUUUCGCCGCUCUCUACAAGACCCACAAAGCUAAAAACCAUUCCGACACAAACAUUUUCUUCUACCUGCUGAUCGCCAGCUAUAUAAUUAACUCGUGCUACACGCUCAUCUGGGACCUGAAGAUGGACUGGGGUCUGUUUGACCGAAACGCCGGGGAGAACACGCUCCUCCGUGAGGAGAUCGUCUACCCGCAGAAAGCCUACUAUUAUUGUGCCAUAUUAGAAGACGUGAUCCUGCGCUUUGCCUGGACUGUUCCCCUCUCCCUCGGGGUCCUGCCAUUCAACCCCUCAAUUGUUGACGUGCUGUCCACGGUUCUCGCGCCGCUGGAGGUUUUCAGACGCUUCGUGUGGAACUUUUUCCGUCUGGAGAACGAGCACCUGAACAACUGCGGCGAGUUCCGGGCCGUGCGGGACAUCUCGGUGGCUCCGCUGAACGCCGACGACCAGACGCUCCUGGAGCAGAUGAUGGACCAGGAGGACGGCGUCAGGAACCGGCAGGGCAAGAAGAGCUGGAAGAGGAGCUACAGCAUGUCGCUGAGACGACCUCGUCUCGCCUCCCAAUCAAAAAUGCGAGACACCAAAGUCCUGAUUGAGGACACGGACGAUGACACCUGACCUCUGCCAUCUCCAUGGGCUCCUUCAUACCCUUGAAACGGACCCCCGGUCCCUUCAGGGGCCUUAAGCCUUUUUUAAAGGCUCUUUUAAUCAGCCCCAUCACAAAGCUGCCUGACUGCACACACACACACACACACACACACACACACACACACACACAUACAUACAUACGCAUACGGUCUCUGAGACGAACCCAAACCUGACACUUGAACCCGCACACUAGCACAGGAUCUCAGCCACUCGAUUCACUGCAUUUUUUUUUUUUUUUUUUUUUUUUCCUCGAUUUUCAUCCUUUUCUGUUCUGAAAAAAAGAAAAAAACAUUUACGUAUGUUCACGUAUAACAGGGAUCAAAGCGUGAUAAUCAAAAAAAUAUAUAUAUAUUCGGGACCGAUACUAGGAGUGUGUGUAAACACCACGUCUGUGUGUAUGUAGUGGUGUUUAUGUAGCAGUUCACGUCCCCGUAGAUGUUCGUCAUCAUCUGUGGAUUCGUUUUUUUGUUUGUUUUUUAAAGAAUGUGCGUUACAUUUUGUUAUUUAUGUGAAGCUGCCUUGGUCCAAAGUAAAAAAGAUGGAUUCGGUUGGAUUCCAUGAACCCCGUCCCAUUCACAUCCCACUUCCUGACCCCAAAAAACUGACCCUGAGUGAUGGUUUCUAAACCCUCAGGUGGCUUUGAUCGGAUUCAUGCCACUAAUGCAGGUGCGACCAAAAAAAAAAAAAACGAAUAAAUUCCAAUAUUGAAGUUAGUUAGCUAGCUAGCUAGUAAGGUUUUGUUUGUUCGCCUACAUUUUGAUCUAAUUUGUAUUUUUCUUUUUGGUUUUUUUAAAGCAUGAUGCCAAUGCAACCCGAACGAGUGCUGCUCGGUUAGAACCCGCGGGAUUUUUUUUGUUUUUGCGCCCGCGGUGGUUUUAGCUACACGGCUCGUUCAAGAGCACGCCAAACAAACAGAACAUUCCACGAAAGCUUUGUCGUGAAAUCCGAGCAGGGAAUUAAGGCCUGGGCUUUAACCCGAAGCAGGUCUGCGUUAGCAAAACCGAUAAGCUGUAACGCGUUUGUCUUUUUUUUUUCUUUUAAAUUGCUCUACAAACCACGUUUUUUUUUUUUUUUUUGUGUGUGUGUGUGUUUCUUUGUCUUGAGCUUGAACCUACACUGAAUGUUGAGCAUAUUUAUUUUGUACAGCCAUCCAUCACAUUCCAUUUAUGUAUGCGCUUAACACUUGCGCCAGAGUUAGUCUUUAAAUGCCACCGAAGAGUUGUCUUUUGAAGAAAUUACGGACUUGACAUGACUCCAUUUUUAAUUUUUUUUGGUGGGGGAGACUGUAAACGUAUUAACGGAGGAUUUUAAAGGUGGCGUGCCUCAAGGCUCGAUCCUGGGUCAGGUCAAAAACUGUUACAUUGCAGGAGCGACCGAAAGGGCGUAAGGAUCCAGUUUCCAGAUCGUCUUCCCGUCGUCAUGCGCAAGGAGCCGGGCCCUUCCCUCAGGCCCUCAUCGAAUCCGACUCACUUCAGUGCGUCUGCAAUAACAGGAAAAAGGCUCCUCUGUAAGGGAUCGUCCUCUCUGUUCCUUCUGUCCCCAGAUAAUGUUUGAACUAAAAAAGGUUGAUAUAUUUUUUUGUUUCUUUUUGGAUUUGUUCGUCACUGCUCAUAUUUGGACACGGACUGCCUUUUACUUCUGUUCUUUUGUGUAUAUUGGUCUUUUAUUUUUUUUCCUUCUUUUUUUUAUUUAAAGAGAAAUAUUUGCAAUAUGCGUAGUGGAUUUGAUCACCAUUCCAUUUACGAGUGGUGCUAGUUAAAUAAAAAAAUAAAAUAAUGUUAA